CGAACUCAAGAGGCGGAGCAAACAAUAGUUCGUUCUUGACACUAUGAUACUACAUUAAGUAUCGAUGUAUGUUUUGUUUGGCCCCCCCCCGACAUCGCUAUACAUAUUCUCCGACGUACAACGUGUGAUGGGAUUCACUAUUCACUAGUGUGCCACCGAACACUUCAAGCGGCCUAACACCCGCACAACAUUGGACAGCGAAUCCCAUCCCCUCCCCUUGCUCGGUUCCUCUUUACCCUGUCCACCGUGUCGUCGCAUGCUGGUGGGCCGAAAGUGGCACGCAUCGCUUCUGCGACCAGUGCCUCACACGACGAUAUCGACGUGAUCACUCGCCCCCGCUUAUCUGGCCAGGAUAUCGAGCUCGUGGAGUAUCCUGUCCCACCCUACACCUCAACCAGGACCUGGCAGUCACACAUCGGAUCUCAGGAAUUUGACUCUCGACCGAUCGGUCGACGCCCAUUACUUGAUCGUACUUCUCAAACGGGAACGCUCGAGCAUUCGUAUCCAAAUUCCCGCCAAACUCGUCAGCACGUCCAGUGGGACACGCCAAUUCGCCUCAAGUAUUGGGUAGAGGCACUUCAUCGUCGCUCACGGUUUCCGGAACCCCAGUCCAAGAUGAAGUUCUCCCACAGUAUCCAAUUCAAUGCGGUUCCCGAAUGGAGCUCGUAUUAUCUUGCAUACAGCAACCUCAAGAAAUUGAUCUACUCUCUAGAACAGCAAGUCCGCAAAACCAGUGGGCAAGCUCAAGCUGAUGUCGAGUCGGCUCCUUUGCUAGAUAGUACUCCGAAUACCGAUGCGAUAUUUCGGAAGGCUCUAGACGCAGAGCUAGAGAAAAUAUGCACUUUCUACCAGGACAAAGAGCUAGAGAUUCUCAAGGAAGUCGAAGAGGUGAUUAGAGAUGCGGAGGAGUAUGCUUCGGAGGCCGAUGGCAUUAAUGUGGACCCAAUGAGCGAGCAUAUGACCAAGACAAGGACGACGAGUUCCAGCUCUCGGCGGCGUUCAGGAAAUGGGUAUCAUGAUUUCCCACUAAAUCAAGAUCGGCGCCGUAGCAGUGUUACCGAGUCCGUUGUGGAUGAUGAUGACGACGCCGAUAGUGACGACGAGCGUCUGUCGGUACAGAACGGCCGACGCCUAUCUCACGGUGCCGGGUCUGCUAAUCCUGAUGAUGGCCGUACGGACUACAUUGGCGAAUCUGGCUAUAUGGGGGAUUCGAGGGCCUGGAGAUCUAACAGGGCCCAGGUUGAGCAUUUCGGUGACCCAAAGGUUCUAGAUCUGUACAAUUCUGGGCUUUCUCUGAAGAAACGGGCAGUGGACGCAUACGUCUCUCUUUGUGGGCUAAAGUCAUACAUUCAGCUGAAUAAAACCGGGUUUUCAAAGGCUUUGAAGAAGUACGAUAAGAUCCUUGACCGCAGCUUACGACGGGAGUACAUGAACUCAAACGUCUCCUUGGCUUAUCCCUUCACUGAGUCGACCACGUCAAGGGUGGAAGCGGAUAUCCGCAAGAUCGAAAAGGUCUACGCGGAUGUCGUGACGACUGGCGAUUUGCCGCUCGCAAGGCGUGAGCUUCGGCUACACCUGAGGGAACAUGUAGUCUGGGAGAGAAACACGGUCUGGAGGGAAAUGAUUGGUAUUGAAAGGAAAGCACAAGCUGCAAACGUCGGUAUACGCAGAACUCUCCUUGGGGGAGACGAGGACCCCGCAGCUGCACGACGACAGGGUGACGAGCAGGAGAUUGCUCUCGCAGAAUUCAGGACGCCUCUGGGCGUCUUCCAUCCUCCACAGUGGCUAUGCAGCUUGAGUUUUGGUACUUUGGUUCUCGUCUUGGCUGUUUUUGUGACAUUACUCUCAGUUCCGAUAAUGGACAAGCCUGAGCAGCAAAACUGUUUGGCCAUGCUUAUCUUCGUCAGCUUGUUAUGGGCCACAGAGGUUAUCCCUCUUUUUGUGACUUCUCUCCUGAUCCCUUUUCUUGUUGUCCUGCUUCGCAUCAUGAAAUCGGAAGAGAAGCCUUACAAGCGCCUGGGACCUAAAGAAGCCACUAGUGCUGCAUUCAGUGCCAUGUGGACUCCAGUGAUAAUGCUCUUACUUGGUGGAUUCACUAUCGCCGCAGCCUUGUCCAAAUACGACAUUGCUCGUCGGAUGGCAAUGUUCGUUUUGAGCAAAGCUGGAUCCAGUCCCCGUGUGGUCCUUCUCACGAACAUGUUUGUGAGUAUGUUUUUGAGUAUGUGGAUUAGCAACGUGGCUUCGCCCGUUCUCUGCUAUUCGAUCAUCCAGCCUUUGCUUCGGAACCUUCCCCCAGAUUCAAACUUCGCUAAAGCUCUCGUCUUGGGAAUUGCCCUGGCUGCGAACGUCGGGGGCGCUGCUUCACCAAUCGCGUCACCACAAAAUAUCAUUGCGCUUCAGAACAUGCACCCGAGUAUCAGCUGGGGUACAUGGUUCUUUGUAUCACUCCCCGUCUGUAUUAUCUCCAUCCUGCUGAUAUGGGCCCUUUUGGUGUUCACAUUCCACCCCGGUCGUGGCACCACACUUGUGCCCAUUCGGCCAGUUAAGGAUAAGUUUUCUGGGGUUCAAUGGUUCAUCAGCAUCGUGACUCUGUCUACCAUUGCCUUGUGGUGCGGUAGUCAUCAGCUUGAGCAUGUCUUCGGGGAUAUGGGCGUAAUAGCCAUUAUCCCGAUGGUCCUGUUCUUCGGAACUGGCAUUCUCAACAAGGAAGAUUUCAACAACUUUCUUUGGACCAUUAUCAUCCUGGCCGCCGGUGGCCUUUGUCUUGGAAAGGCUGUUACUUCUUCCGGUUUAUUACACACUAUCGCGAAUGGCAUUACCGCUCGUGUAGAACAUCUCAGUCUCUAUGGCGUCCUAAUUGUGUUCUCCGGCUUGAUUCUCGUUAUGGCGACAUUCAUCUCUCACACUGUUGCGGCACUUAUCAUUCUGCCGCUCGUCCGGCAGAUCGGCGUCGGCAUGGAAGACCCACACCCCAACCUGUUGGUGAUGGCUAGCGCCCUAAUGUGCUCUGUUGCUAUGGCUUUGCCGACCAGUGGUUUCCCUAACAUGACCGCUAUCAUGACCGAGGUCCCUCAAACAGGCCAACGAUAUCUCAAAGUCCACCACUUCUUUACCAGGGGUAUCCCUGCUAGUUUGAUGGCAUGGGCUGUCAUCGUCACGCUCGGCUAUGCUCUCAUGUACAUAGCUGGGCUAUGAUAUGAACUCGAGUGCACGCCCCACUCUUUUUCUUUUCUUCCCACUGGCGAUUGAGUUACAAUACAUAUCCACAUAUCCACAUAUAGGACAUUAUGUGAUGCUUGUUCCACGAUAUAAGGUAUGGUUAGGGCAUUGACAAGGUGGUAGAAGGAGUACAAAUAGAACAGUAGAAAGGUUAUAUACUUUAUUUAAAACAUUUGCUUAUCUCGG
Messenger RNA from Aspergillus pseudotamarii, 3405 nucleotides. Its product is annotated as putative plasma membrane phosphate transporter Pho87. Lineage: Eukaryota; Fungi; Ascomycota; Eurotiomycetes; Eurotiales; Aspergillaceae. The transcript has 5 exons. Gene Ontology annotation, biological process: polyphosphate metabolic process; monoatomic anion transmembrane transport; phosphate ion transport. The record is from RefSeq and is a predicted model, not a curated record. The coding region runs from base 616 to 3195 and encodes 859 amino acids. Gene Ontology annotation, cellular component: membrane. Gene Ontology annotation, molecular function: phosphate transmembrane transporter activity.